CCUACCCCAUGCCACUGACUGAACUUCCGUCCCAUGUUCAAAGCCACGACCUCCGCCCGGCACAGACCCGGCCAAGGAAACAGCUUGUCGACAUUAAUGGCCAGAUACAAUAAUCAAGGCCUUCAACGAUACAGCUUAAAAGACAAGGAACAUAAAAUCCGGAGGCGAAAAAGAUCUUGGGGGUUUCAACACUCUGUUAUUCUAAAAAACAGCUGGGCGUUGCCACUCUUGUUGACAAUUGUAUUACCUGUUAUUUACGCCAUUCACCCUGUUGAAUCCAAGUUCUUUGGCCAUUUCAUCCUGUUGUCGUAUAGACAUGGUUCUGUAACUGAUGGGAUGGCAUUUCCAGUAGCCCAGUAUAAAAAGGGUCUAUGGGACUUGGCUUUUGUUGCCUUUUACGCCAAUGCUCUAUUUCUCGCCCGCAAGUUUAUCAUGAAGAGGCUUCUGCGGCCUCUAGCGCUCAAGAAUAAUGUCUCGACAAUGGGGAAGCAGCAGCGGUUUAUGGAGCAGAUGUACACGGCGUGCUACUUUGCUGUAAUGGGUCCUUUUGGACUAUAUGUUAUGAAGACCACGCCUGGACUGUGGAUUUUCCAGACACAUGGCAUGUACGACUCGUACCCUCAUCGAAGCCUUGGGCCAGCAAUCAAAUUCUAUUACCUUUUACAAGCAGCCUAUUGGGUACAGCAAAGCGUUGUACUGGUGCUUCGUCUAGAGAAGCCUCGAAAGGAUCACAUGGAACUUACAGUACACCACAUUAUCACCAUUACACUCAUUGCCCUCAGCUACCGGUUUCAUUUCACGCACAUUGGCAUAUCCAUGUACAUUACUCACGAUAUCAGUGACCUUUUUCUAGCAACUUCUAAAUCACUUAAUUACCUUAGCCACCGCCUCCAGACACCAGCUUUCUGCCUCUGUGUCAUUGCCUGGAUUUACUUGCGGCAUUAUACCAAUUGGCGAAUCCUUUAUUCAGUCUUGACGGAAUUUCGUACCGUUGGUCCUUUCGAGCUUGACUGGGAGGCAGAACAGUACAAAUGCCAAUUAUCUCAGUUCAUCACUUUUGGACUCUUGGCUACUCUGCAAACCCUCAACAUCAUAUGGCUCUAUUGUCUGUUGCGAAACGCCUAUAGAUUGCUGUUCCUGCGUAUCGCCAAAGACGACCGAUCUGAUACAGACAAGUCAGAAAUCGAGCAUGGGGACUAAGUAAGUGGCGAUGGAAUCUUUGGAUGCGAAAGGGGGUACAUUGCACCAACUAUAUGUACAUGAUUUGGCAGCACGAUGCUUAUAUUAAUAUGUUUUCUAAUAUCUCACUAUCUCACUCUUCAUUGCAAUGGAUGUUGCAUCUCAAGUCUUUCUUGACUCCAUCUACCAUUUGUGCCGCGCCGUUAGAGCCAACACGACGCCCAGGUUGUAGUUGAGAUUGCUGCCAGCCAGAACCAUUUGCAACAGGCUCUGAGUCUUCUUCAUCACUUUCGACAUCGCUCCUGACAUCUUCUGCAGCCCUUCCAUCCAAGACACCAAUGGCGACUUUGCAAAUGAAUCCGAACCAGAUCAUCAUCAAGACUUGAAG
This is a messenger RNA of Fusarium verticillioides 7600, 1567 nucleotides long. RefSeq lists its product as hypothetical. Gene Ontology annotation, cellular component: membrane. Bases 34 to 1200 code for a protein of 388 amino acids. The transcript has 2 exons. NCBI's taxonomy places the organism in Eukaryota, Fungi, Ascomycota, Sordariomycetes, Hypocreales, Nectriaceae. Gene Ontology annotation, biological process: ceramide biosynthetic process. Gene Ontology annotation, molecular function: sphingosine N-acyltransferase activity. The record is from RefSeq and is a predicted model, not a curated record.